This is a messenger RNA of Musca domestica (house fly), 2142 nucleotides long. It is a transcript of the gene hfw, whose product is annotated as protein halfway. The coding region runs from base 400 to 2049 and encodes 549 amino acids. The record is from RefSeq and is a predicted model, not a curated record. The transcript is spliced from 7 exons. Gene Ontology annotation, molecular function: protein binding. NCBI's taxonomy places the organism in Eukaryota, Metazoa, Arthropoda, Insecta, Diptera, Muscidae.
UUUGGUUAUCGGUGGUUUUGUAUCUCAGUAUCUGAAAUAUUCACAACAAGUCGGGUGGUUUGGUGCCUUGCGGUGUUUUAGGUUUUUCUUUCUCAUAUUUCUUGAUUGCUUCUUGUGUCUCGCGCGGAUAGUUACAAGUGUUUUAAAAUAACUAUUGGGGCCUCCUCCAAACAAUCAACUGGUGGUCGUUGACUCUAAACAACAAUACAAAAUGCGUUGUGUGGUGCAUUAACAGAAGUGCAAUAUCGAAAAAAUAUUCUUAAAAUAAUAUUAGUUACUAAAAAAAUGGAAACAAAACCAAAAUAAAUUACACUAUUUUGAGCUGUGGAUUAUUUAAUAGUUUUGUGACAAAUGUAACAGUAAAAUUAUUAAUAUUUUCCCCCCAGAAAAACACACAAAAUGUCUUCGAAGCACUGUGGAAAGCUGCAGCGCCUGCUACUGGCGGUAUUUUUCUUUUAUGGCAUGGCAAUUACAAGUGGUCGGAGAAUGGAAGAGGAAAACUUCGGAGGUGGUGGUGGUGGUGGACAACAAGAAAUCCCAAUGGUUUUGCCCAAUAUCAAUGUCGUAGAUGGUAGCAGCAAUAACAACAAUGGCGGCCUGACCACGACAACAGAAGCUGCCAACUCAACAUAUACUGUAAACAAUGUGGAAACAACACCAGACUAUUGUUUUACCAUGGAAGAGAAUAUGUGCCUUAACUUUUUCAGCAACAAUCAAACGGAUAAACCCAAUCAACAGGUCACCGCCAACACGUGUAUGUGUCGACAAUAUCCGAAUUCUUUGAAUACAUCGCAAAACAAUUGGUAUUGUUGCAAUAUUACUCACUUGACAAUGAUCUCAACGUGUCCGAACUAUAAUAAUUGGACCAAUCUGCAUAUUUACAAUAUGACAAUGCCAGAAAUUGAUUUGUCAUCGCCCAUAUUUCAAACGCUACAAUCCUUGGCCAUCACGGAUGGUAAUAUAACGAAUAUUGUAAAGAAAUUUUCGCGAAUGUGCAAAGUGAAAUGUUUGAAUUUAUCCAAUAAUAAUUUGUCGAAUGUCACAAUGAAGGCAUCGGUCAUGUUGAAAUUCCUCAAUCUCUCGAACAAUAAUCUCACCGAGAUACCGCAAAUAACACCAAAUCAUAAUAUUACAUUGGACAUAAGACAAAACAAACGCAUGCUGUGCAAUAAUUUGAUGGCCACCAUUUUUCGAGGAUCCUUUAAAUUUGUCUCGCCCAAUAGUACAUAUUGCCUGUUGGAUUCGGCCUUUAAUUGGUUCAAUUCAACGGAUUACAUAGCCAUAAGUCAGUUGGAUAUAAUCAGAAGAUUCUAUACAGAUUGUCCUGUGAUACCGGGUAAGGGUAAUUGUACCUGUAAUCCAGAGCACAUGUUAUCGGCGGGUGAUCCAUCCAAAAAUAAAAUAUUCUGUCGUGUAGACUGUUCCAAUUUGGGUCUUACAGAAUUGCCGCCGAAAUUGCCGGAAAAUACAUUUCAAUUGAAUAUUACGAAUAAUAAUAUAACCGUUAUUGGUGACCAUUUCCACAAUAAUCCCACCUAUCAAAGCAUUGUGAAAUUAUUUGCCGAUAAUAAUCGUAUUGAGUCCAUGCAUGACCUGGAAGGUACACAGUUUAUGGAUCAUUUUCAAAAGUUAUACCUUCGAAAUAAUCAGCUGAAAAGGCUCCCGGAGUAUCUCCUAACAAAUGUGUUGGACAGCAAUGUUGGACGAGUCAUCUUUUUGGGUGGCAACAAACUAAUGUGUGAUUGUAAUUCGGCCAAAGUGUUAAAGCUAUGGCUAUUGAAAAGAAGUCGUGAUAUUCCCGAUUACAAUGAAAUCUUAUGCCGUAAUAUGCCACAACGUAUUAUGGAAUUACAGGAAUUAAAAGUGUGUCAAUCGCCACACGAUUGGACUGAUUAUGUUUACUAUUUAAUUGCCACCGAGGUUAUUUUAUUGGUGGCCUUGAUAACGAAAGUUUCCUAUGAUUAUUGGGUGUUCAAAACAGCUGGAUAUUUGCCAUGGCCAGCGAGUAAAAUGCCAAAAUUACCGUGUGAUUGGCUUUGUGAGUCAUAAUUUUAAAUUAUUUUUUAGGCUCUUUAAGAUAAAAAAAAUAUAUUUUUUAGAAUUUAUAAGCUUUAAAUGUUAAACUAAGUGUAAAACAUAAAA